AUCCGGACCAUGAACAGUCAUCCGGCGUCCAAGAAAAACCAUCUAGUGCUGGUGUCUUUUACAGAUACCAAAAGGCGUUGCUGUGUGGAAGAUCAAGUGCUGGAGAAUGAUAUCAGGAUAUUGGACAACAAGUCCAUGUUGCUAAGGAUGCAAAAUAACACAGCUAAGCCCGUGAAAUCAUGGGACUCCCCUCGCUAUUACCGGCAUUUGGAGUUUGAUGCCGUUGGCCAUGAUCUUGAGCCCCAAAUCCGAACAGAGUUGGGCGAUUUUAUGGCCCAGAUGUUUCGCCACCAUCGUCAUGGAAGUCUGCUGCGUCUCUUGCUCCAAAAGAACCACAAUCCCAACUUUCUGGCCCGUCUGUUGGUCACAGAAGUGGACAAACUAAUGGUGGCUCUUCGUUACCGCCUUAAAGCAGUGAAUGUGGACUACUUUGAUGUCCGGAAAUUCGAAAUGGUGAACAUGUUGGUGGAACCCACAGCAGUUCCCAAUCGCCGAAGGAUUACACCUUGCGGAAAGGCUGUUUCCAGCACCAGGGACUUGUACCAGUGGCUAAUUAACGAUUUCACCGUCUUACGAGGUAGUGGACUGGGCGACGACUAUCUAGACUUCGAGUUUGUGUACCGGGAUAGCAUGGCCCUGCAGCACAAGAUUCACCUCUCAGUGUUCCACAUCUUUGGCAGUGAAAACCGACCUGAUUUAGUUGACUUCUUCGGGAGUUUGCCGAAGGGCAGGCCAAAUGGGAGCACCCUUUUGAGCGAUUGCUUGAAAGAGUCCUUUGACUUCAAAAGUCCCCUCCCUGCAGUGGUCAUGUUCGAGUUGCCCGUAGCGCCCGACUUAAGUGAUGCCAGGCGCAAGAUCUUAAAACUGGCGGAUCUGGCCUACGUGUCCUUGAAGAAAGCCCGAAAAUUAAUGGCCAAACCAGAGACUAAGCCUGUCUCUCAGACUUCUAUAAGCCUAUUCAAAUUAAAUAGGACCUCUGACAACCGCAGUUCCGUAGGUUCAGUACCUGAUAUUUCUCAGGCCCAUGGGCGUCGCACUACCAAACUUUCGGACGCGGAGUACAAUGGCUUGGCCUACUGGUAUGGUCGCAUUGAUUCCAAGUUUGCUGAGCUAAAACUCGCCAUGGAGCAGCACUUUGUGGAUCUGUACAAAAGGAAAAGUUUGGACCUGCGCAGUGAAAUCAGAACCAUUAACCAGGAUUUAAGCGAUGAGAACGACGAAAGUGGUGGCGAUGGAGCAAGGCCGCAAAGAACACCUGUAGAAGUGGACUCCACCAGGAAAACAUACCUUGUCCUGAAAAAGGAAUUUAAGAAACUCGAAUUGGAAGCCGAGAAAACCACUUACGCCUCCGUUUUAAGGGUCUACAUCAGUACUAAGAACUACGAACUUUCCGAAGCGGAAAAGACUCUUAAGCAAAGGGAAGUCGAGAACAUUAGACUUCGUUUGAUUCAGUACAUCAAUACGCCAGAUUCCAGCAUUUUCGGGGACUAGUAGUUUAACUAAAUGUCACGGAAGACUUGUGAUGCCUAGUGAAACUCCUUUUCCCAAUUGAAAAACUAAGAAUAAAUAUUCAUUUGUCAAUUUA
This is a messenger RNA of Drosophila rhopaloa, 1585 nucleotides long. RefSeq lists its product as uncharacterized. The transcript has a single exon. The coding region runs from base 10 to 1491 and encodes 493 amino acids. The record is from RefSeq and is a predicted model, not a curated record. NCBI's taxonomy places the organism in Eukaryota, Metazoa, Arthropoda, Insecta, Diptera, Drosophilidae.